Molecule: messenger RNA, 880 nt
Organism: Neltuma alba
Lineage: Eukaryota; Viridiplantae; Streptophyta; Magnoliopsida; Fabales; Fabaceae
Exons: 3
Coding region: 74-880 (268 amino acids)
Source: RefSeq, a predicted model, not a curated record
UGAAGAAGAACAAUCCAAAUCACAAGAUGACAGAAAUGAAGAAGAAGAGCAAGAAAGUCAGUCAGAAAAGGAGAUGGGUGGAGAAGAAUUACAUGAAGAAGAAAAAGAGAAGGGAAAUGAGGACAAGGUAGAUGAAGAAGAAAAUAAAAGAGAAGAAGAGGAUGAAGAGGACAAAGAAGUGGAUGAGGCCACCCAAGGGGAAGGGAACGAACAUGUGAGGAAAUCAACAAGGGUGAUAAGUAAGGGGAAAGCUCUUAAGUCUCCAUUUCUGGAAAUUAAAAACAAGGCUGGGAAAAAGAGAACAAUUGAUGACAGGCAAGCUCUAUUUGACAUGUGUACAGUAAGGUGUAAUGAAGAGGAGCAAGAGCAAUAUUUUGUAUCGAUGUAUGGAUACUUCCUAACUCGUGGUGAGUUGCAAUGUCUCCAACGUAGAAGAUGGAUAAACGACAGGUUUAUGACUAUGGUGGCAAAGGCAUUCGUUGGAGAGCAAAAGGAAAAAAAGGGGCGAGUUAACCGCCAUAUAUUUUCUGUAGAUUUCAUGCAGAAAAUGGUGGCGAAUCCUUUAAGGUGGAAAUGGGAGGACCAUGAAAGAGAAAUAUUACCUGAAUAUAUUGGAUACAAUGUCGGGGAUUGCGAUUUCAUUUUUGGUUCUACUCUAUUUCAAGAUCAUUGGUUUUGUUAUGUUUUCGAGACAAAGACCAUGACCUUCCAUGCCCUUGAUUCGUCGAUUGAUAGCAUCACAUUCAUGAGAUUACAAGCUGAGGAAGAAGAAGCAAAGAAGAAGGUGGGUGAGCAACAACAUGAUGCAAAGAAGAAGAAAAAGAGGACAAAUAAAGGGCAGUUUGACCCCAAACAAUUCAUGGCAACACAAACUGAGUAG